GGCGUGGAAGGGGGUGUGAAAGCUUGCUCUGUAAAUUUUCAAUCGAUCCGGACAGGGGUGGAACAGGAAGAAUCCCUUGCAUGAUUGUGUGGAUACUCAAGUUCUAGAGAAUUCAAUGGCGUUCAAGCUUGGUCCAAUCAAUUUCAAUGCAGUUGCUCAGGGUGUUGGUGGACUUGUUUUUGGAAAUGAGGAUCAAUCAACUGCAGAUGAAGAUAGACAUGUUGAGCGUUUGCUGGAUCGAAUAAGCAAUGGCGUUUUAGCUGACGAUAGACGUGCUGCCAUGGCUGAACUUCAGUCUAUUGUUGCAGAAAGUCGUUCUGCCCAGUUGGCAUUUGGAGCAAUGGGCUUCCCAGUGCUUUUGUCUGUUUUAAAAGAAGAGCGAGAUGAUGUAGAAAUGGCUCGAGGUGCACUGGAAACUCUUGUAAGCUCUUUGACUCCUCUGGGUUAUACACAUGGACUAAGGAAUGAAGUUCAACCAGCAUUAAUGAACUCUGAUCUGCUCUCUAGAGAAUCAGAAAGCAUUUCUCUUCUUUUAAGUUUGCUGUCAGAAGAUGACUUCUAUAUUCGGUACUACACAUUGCAAACUUUGACAGCUCUUCUCACAAAUUCUCCAAACAGGUUGCAGGAAGCAAUUUUGGCAACUCCUCGUGGAAUCACCCGGCUUAUGGACAUGCUUAUGGACCGGGAGGUACUUCGGAAUGAAGCUCUUCUACUACUCACAUAUCUGACUCGUGAAGCUGAGGAAAUUCAGAAAAUUGUAGUUUUUGAGGGUGCAUUUGAGAAGAUCUUUAGCAUAAUUAAAGAGGAGGGAGGCUCUGAAGGUGGUGUUGUUGUGCAGGAUUGUCUUGAGUUGCUGAAUAACCUUAUCCGCAAUAGUGUUCCAAACCAGAUAUUACUGAGAGAAACUGUGGGAUUCGAGUCUUUGAUUUCAAUUUUGAAGUUGCGUAAAGGAAAUGCAUAUAACUUCACUCAGCAGAAGACAGUGAAUCUGCUCAGUGCAUUAGGCACCAUAGAACUGCUCUUGGUGGGAUCUCCAGAGAAUGAUCCUGGAAAAGAUGCCAACAGAAGAUCUAACCAGACAGUCCUGGCCCAGAAGAAAAUAUUGGAUAGUCUUUUGAUGUUGGGAGUUGAGGGAAGGUGGACCCCAGUGAUGGUUCGCUGCUCGGCACUCCGCUGUGUUGGUGAUUUGGUUGCUAGACACCCCCAAAAUAUUGACUUUCUUACCAGUAAAAUGCUUGGAGAAGAGCACCAUGUUAAACCUGCACUAAACGCAAUUCUUAGUAUCUUAUUACAGACCCCUAGCUUGCAAGAAAGAAUUGCUGCUGAAUAUGUUAUUAAAUGCUUCUGCGAGAGGAAUCCCGAGGGCCAGAUGAUGUUGGCAUCCACUAUGACUCCUCAACCUCUAUCAAGUUCACGUGCUACUCUUGCGGAUGAUAUUCACUUGCCAUUUGGCAGCUUGCUGUUGCAUGGACUUGUAUUGAGGGAUAAUGAGUACGAUCUCGAGACCUGUUGCAGGGCUGCGAGUGUGCUAUCUCACAUACUGAAGGACAACUUGCAGUGCAAAGAACGGGUCUUGCGAAUUGAACUAGAGGAUCCAGCUCCCUCUUUGGUCUCUUCAGAACCCCUCAUGCAUCGUAUUGUUAAAUAUCUGGCUCUUGCCGCCUCUACAAAAACCAAAGAGCAAGAUCCUCAAACACACGCCCAAACCUCAUAUAUCCAACCGGCCAUUCUUCGUCUCAUGAUCACUUGGCUCGGGGACUGCCCCAAUGCAGUUGAUACCUUUCUCUCCUCGCCAGCCCAUCUCCCAUAUCUGAUAGAGCUCAUAUUAAACUCAAAUUCUAGCCCUCAUACUAAGGGCUUGGCGGCCAUUCUUUUGGGUGAAUGCGUAGUCUUUAACAAAUCGAUGGAGGAUGGACGAGAUGCCUUCAUGGUAGUUGAUGCCAUAAGCCAAAAGAUUGGGCUCACUGCUUAUUUUAUGAAAGUUGAGGAGUUGCAAAGAACCAAUGUCUUUGUCUCGUCGAUAUCUGGACCAUCCACUCGAAGGCCUCUCUUGAGAUCAACGACUGAGGCCACCGAGGUGGGGGAUAUGCAAGGGCAGGAUGAGGGAGAGAAGCAUGAGCAUGUGUUCCUGGUAUCUCUAUUUGAUGGGGCGUUUGUUGAGUUCAUAAAGAGUUUGGAGGUGAGAAUAAGGGAAGGUGUGGUUGAGAUAUUCAGUCAUCCCAAGAAGAAGGUGGCAGCUGUGCCUUCCGACUUAGAGCAGCAACAAGGAGAGGGAGAUAGGGAUUACAUUACUCGGCUUAAGGACUUCAUUGAGAAGCAGUGCUUAGAGAUGCAGGAUCUUCUUGGUCGAAAUGCAGGACUCGCCGAGGACUUAGCCCAGACAAGGGGCGAGGGUGCCAUCACCGACAUAUCUGCUUAUGGUGGUAGAGAGAGAGUGCAUUCCGAGCCCCUUCACCGCGAGCUUCACGAGGCCCAGCAGCGCAUUGAGACCCUCAAAUCCGAGAAGGCCAAGGUUGAAGCUGACUCAUCAAAGAGCCUCCAAAUGGCCAAAAAGCUUGAAUUGGAUCUCAAAAGCCUCUCCGAUGCAUAUAAUAGUUUAGAGCAAGCCAAUUUCAGGCUUGAAUCUGAGGUUAAGGUCCUAAGAGUAGGAGGAGGUAUAGGCGACUUAGAGGCUGCGAAGGCUGAGGUCAGGGCAGAGGUAGAGAGAGAGACUGAGGCCGAGCUUAAUGAUUUGUUGGUUUGUUUGGGUCAAGAGCAAAGCAAGGUCGAGAGGCUUGGUUCGAGACUUAUGGAGCUUGGAGAAGAUGUGGAUUCUUUGCUUGAGGGGAUUGGUGAUGAAAGUGGUUUGGCUGAAGAAGGUGAAAGCGAAGAUUGAAAAUCAUUGGAAAAAAGCUUGUAUCCUAUAGGACUAGGUGCUUAGGUGUCCCAAUCACUCCUAGAAAUCAGAUUUCAAAUCCGGCGUCUUUGGAUGCAAUACAAAGUUUGGGGAUUUUUUUUAUUUUUAUUUUUUUCUUUUUGGGUCUUUCAGAAUGGCAACCCAGAAUCGUGCAAUUUUACAUCUAACGUCUAGGCGGCUGUGACCUUCUUGUAAGGAUCUUAUCUUGUACUCUUAUGGAAAGAAGGUGGGUCGGGAUUGAGACAAUUGCUGCCCUGGGUUUGUUAUUUAUGCUUAAUUGCUUUAUUUAUGGGUGAAGAAUAAGCUGUUCUGUAUAGCUGAACUUGUACAGUUUUAUGUAUUGGAUAGGGAUUUUCUUUGUUAGGGGGGCCUUGAGAAUCUGGUUGAAUUUCUUACUCAGAAGUAACGGAUAUAAUGGUAAUGGUGCCACCUGUUAAUGUAAAUAACAAGUCAUUAGAGAGGGUAGGGGUCUGGUGCAUUUACUGACUCUGCCCAUCCAAAGUCCAUCUUGAAGAUGGAUUUUAGAUCCAAAAUUUCAAAGAUCAUCUGAUUUGCAUUG
Molecule: messenger RNA, 3455 nt
Organism: Amborella trichopoda
Lineage: Eukaryota; Viridiplantae; Streptophyta; Magnoliopsida; Amborellales; Amborellaceae
Gene: GC6
Product: golgin Putative 6
Biological process (GO): intracellular protein transport; vesicle fusion with Golgi apparatus; endoplasmic reticulum to Golgi vesicle-mediated transport
Cellular component (GO): Golgi membrane; ER to Golgi transport vesicle membrane; cytoplasm
Source: RefSeq, a predicted model, not a curated record